This is a messenger RNA of Helianthus annuus (common sunflower), 1809 nucleotides long. RefSeq names its product peptide-N4-(N-acetyl-beta-glucosaminyl)asparagine amidase A-like. The transcript has a single exon. The coding region runs from base 1 to 1809 and encodes 602 amino acids. NCBI's taxonomy places the organism in Eukaryota, Viridiplantae, Streptophyta, Magnoliopsida, Asterales, Asteraceae. Gene Ontology annotation, cellular component: vacuole. The record is from RefSeq and is a predicted model, not a curated record.
AUGAAAAUCCCCAAUCUCAUCAUCCUCCUCCUUCUUCCUGUAUUCUUCACAACGUCACUUCAAUCAUCACCUUCACCACCACAUUUCCUCAAAUCAACAACAAACGACACCACUCCAAAACAGUACUUCGAAGUCACCCACCCACUCCCCACCGACGACGUCACUCCGUCAUGUUUCGUCAGCCUACUCAACCACUCCUUCGCAAACACCUACGGCAUUCCCCCCGUCACCGUCAACUACACACCACCACCGCCCACAUGUAACUGGACCAUCGCCGUCCUCGAAUUCCGAGCCCAAUGUAAAGGCGAGCAGUACGACCGUAUCGCUGGCGUAUGGAUCGACGGCGUAGAGCUGUUGCGGACGAGUACGGCUCAGCCGACUGAAUCUGGAAUCUUCUGGAAGGUUCGGAAGGAUGUGAGUAGGUAUUCUUCGGUUAUUUCUCAGUCAAAUCUCACACUCACUGUUAUGCUUGAAAACCUAGUUAACGACGAGUUUACCGGCAUUUACCACGUUAAUGUCUCUUUGUUGUUUUACUCUGCCACUUCCGUUAGGGUUCCGUUAUCUAUUGUUCCGCUUGAAUCAGAAGCUCACUUGUUGAAUCGAAAGCUAAUUUCUAUUGAAAAUAAUGAAAUUGGAGAUAAAUUAGAUCAAUUUGAUCGUGAUAUAGUGUUAAAUUCGUUAUAUCCGUAUAAUAAGCCUGCCGAUUUAGUGGUUCCGAUAUCUGCUUCUGCUGGUGUUAAUGAGGGGUUUUGGUUUAGAAUUGAAGAUGAAUUUGAUGUGAAGACUCAAAAAGUUAAAAUAUCUAAUAGAACUUACAAAGCUGUGCUUGAAUUGUAUGUAUCUUUUCAUGGAAAUGAUGAAUUCUGGUACAUGAAUCCUUCAGAUUCAUAUGUAGAAACCAACCAUUUGUCGACCGGACGAGCUCACGGAGCGUACCGUGAAGUUUUGGUGACGAUAGACGGGAAAUUAGUUGGGGAUGUGGUUCCGUUUCCGGUAAUAUUUACGGGUGGAAUUAAUCCACUGUUUUGGGAGCCGGUUGUGUCGAUCGGAGCUUUUAAUCUUCCGUCUUAUGAUAUAGAUUUGACUCCGUUUUUAGGGCUUCUGUUGGAUGACAAGGAUCAUACAAUUGGGAUUAAAGUUGCUGAUGGUAUUUCAUUUUGGCUUGUGGAUGCAAAUCUGCAUCUUUGGUUUGAUUGUUCGGAUGUUAAAGCACAGACGGUGACAUCCAAGGUCCCGUCGAUGGAAAUUCAGCGUAAAACUGAAUUCGAACUUCUUGAUGGAGAAUUUGAGAUAAAGGGAGAAAGAGAGAGUGAAGUUACUGGAUGGGUGUAUUCAAGCGCAGGCAAUCUGCAAACCCAAUUAACAGAAAAGAUCAAGUUUAAGAACAAACUCAAGUUUAAAGAUCAAGGUACCAAGAAAGAAGUUGAUCAGAAAUACAAAAGGAAAACUAAAAUCAAGAUCACAAAUGAAAUUGGUCAGGUGAUUGAAAGUUUAGAAGUGAAAAUCAAGUAUCCGUUAAAGGUCUCCAUUGAAACGAAGCCCGGAUUAGACGUUGAUACGUCUGUGAUGACCACAAAAGUGGAGCAAGAACGGAGUGAGCGGUUUUAUGGUGGUAAAGAGUCUAUGGUUUUGAGCCACAAACAGAACUGUACUGGUUUGAUGGUGGUGAAGGGUAGUUCUGUGUUGUCGGGUUCCGCAGAAAAUCAACAGAAUUACAAUUAUAACGAUGGUUUAGGUUGUUAUGCUCGAGUGGUUGAUGUGGUGGAUGGUGUUGUUGUUGGGGAUGAUACGAGCUCGAUUUGUGUCUGA